Messenger RNA from Rosa chinensis, 1846 nucleotides. Its product is annotated as F-box/kelch-repeat protein At3g06240. The coding region runs from base 52 to 1173 and encodes 373 amino acids. The transcript has 2 exons. Gene Ontology annotation, molecular function: protein binding. Lineage: Eukaryota; Viridiplantae; Streptophyta; Magnoliopsida; Rosales; Rosaceae. The record is from RefSeq and is a predicted model, not a curated record.
CCAAACUCAUCUGAGGAGGAGUGUUGGACUAGUGAGAAGAAUCAGACAGAAAUGGCGGACCAAAAGAAACAGAUGCGACUCCCAAACCUCCCCACGGAGGUCAUACGCGAGAUUCUUGGGUGGCUUCCAGUGAAAUCCCUAUGCCGAUUCAGGUGUGUAUCAAACACAUGGCUCUCUCUAAUCUCUGAAUCCCACUUCGUGAAUUCCCACUUCAACAAAGCCUUUGAGCAUGAACAUGUCUUCUACCAAAGACGAAGAGUCCUAAUUAGAGAUGCUUGGCUAUGCCGCCUUUUCAGUAUCAACCUUGAUGAGUGUCUCAAUCACACAAAUAUUGACGAUGUUGGUGAUGAUGUUUUAGUUGUACCCACUCAACUCAAGCGUCGUAGAUUUACUAAGUUCGUGUUUUCCUGCAAUGGGUUGUUGUUGUUGAAGUCGUAUUAUGUGUUUUAUUUGUUAAACCCUGCAACCAAGGAAACCAAGAUAGUACCAAACCCACCAGAGCUAUAUAUGUGGUCUAAUGAGCUGUAUGGGUUUGGAUUUGAUCUGUCCAGUCUAGAUUACAAGGUGGUUCAGGGCGAGUUCUUUGAAUUUGAUCUUGGGUUUAGUGUUUAUUCAUUGAAAACCGGGUCUUGGCGAGCGAUUGAGAAGCGAUAUCCCUAUGAAAGUUUACAGUCUGGUAUGCAGGGGAGACUGCUGAAUGGGAGUAUUCACUGGUUGGUUUGUAGAAACUACAAUGAUGUGCCAUCCAUGGUUCUCUUGUCUUUCGUUUUAGCAGACGAGGAAGUGCAAGAGAUUCCACUACCGCCUGAUUUCCUUGUUGAUUUCAACAUUGAAGAUGAAACGUAUUUUCUCGACGUGUUCCAGGAAUGCCUGUGUGUGGGAAAGAAUGAUGCUUUUGAGUUUUGGGUCAUGAAGGAAUACGGAGCGAUGAAAUCUUGGACUAAAAUAAGCAUCUCCUUCCCAUGUACUGAAGGGCUACAUUCUGGUUUCAUGAAGAAAAAUCAUCAUCUGUUGCUGGAUUUGCACCAACACCGUCUGGUCAUGUACAAUUUUGAUGAUGGAAGCUCUCGAAAUCUUUCAGUUGGGAAAAGUUCCAAUGUUGAUUUUGUUGGGUGCUACUUGGAGAGCCUUGUUUCUCCUAAUCACUACCAUAUGACUGUUGGAGAACAUUAAGCAAGAAGCAGAUAUUGAGAUGAUAGAAAAUAGUGUAUUUUCUCAUUACUACCUGUUAACAAGACCAUGGCCAAUUCUGGUUUUUCUAUGUUUAUUCAUCACUAUUCCUACUGUUGCAUAUCAUCACCAUUUCCAUGGUGGAUACUUCCGUGUACUUUCAUUUUCCAACUACCUACAUUCAGUGUUGCGGGCUAGUUACUCAACAAAGACAGGAUAGUGAACCUUCUUUUGGAUAGAGCACUUGGGCCCAGAAAUGUUUUGUCACAUCCUUCUCAAAGCUAAAAGAAAAUACAAAGACUGUACUCGGCCUGAUACCAAUGCAUUCUCUCCCUACUCCGCAGAACAUAGAUACCACUUAGAUUAGAUCAUUGGUUUUGAGUGCUUUUGUUUGUCACAUUGGCUCUGUUCAGAGAUUAUACUGGACAAGAGAAUCAAACUCUGUUCCUAUUAAUAUUUCGUCUCUUUCUUCUAUUGACUUAUAUGAAAUGCCUAUUGUGAUUGUGCAUAACUCUUGUGAUCGAUUAUGCCUGGCCUUGUGCACAUCUUUUUGUUUUAUUUUUCAAAAUGGAUUUCUCUUUCCUUGUGUCCAUCACAUUUAAAUGACUCCUUAUUUUUUGUUUACAAAUGAUUGCAUAUAUGACAAAGCUGAAAUUUUUUGAUGGAAAUGACCACU